Messenger RNA from Conger conger (European conger), 3644 nucleotides. RefSeq names its product A-kinase anchor protein 7 (gene akap7). Gene Ontology annotation, molecular function: protein kinase A regulatory subunit binding. The record is from RefSeq and is a predicted model, not a curated record. The transcript has 8 exons. Gene Ontology annotation, cellular component: cytosol. NCBI's taxonomy places the organism in Eukaryota, Metazoa, Chordata, Actinopteri, Anguilliformes, Congridae. Bases 673 to 1923 code for a protein of 416 amino acids.
UGUGUGUUUACAAAUAUAGCUAGCCUAGCAGCGGUACCCAGAGUAAGUUAGCAAGCAAAUCUUUGCUACAUUUAGUAAUGAAAGUGGAACUAGGAUACGGAGCUAGUCGUCUUAAUAUCGACCCCUUGCGUGCCGGUAUACUUCUGUUCUGCACGCAUAAGCAAAGCAUAAAUAGCUCUGCAAAAAUGUUUAGCUCAACUGGCUAACUUAGCUAGCAAGCAGUGUCCGUUGUAUAAGAAAACACUAACAUAAUGUUAACGUUAUAGCUACCGUCAACUACAGAACAUUUGUAAAAUGGCAACGCUAACAAAUGUUGAUCCAUAGCUAUUGCUAGGCAGUUAGUUUUACAGCGAAAGCUUAUUUAAAAACGUCGAAGUCGGAGAGCCGUAUGUGUUAGCCAGCUAGACUACCUAGAUAGCCCAGUGAAACCAUAUUAGAUUUUUGCAUUUCGCAGCUGGUGUAGCCAAUUUACCAAUAGCUUGCAAGCGAGCUAGGCUAUACGUAAUUUAUGAAUAUGCUAAGUAGCCAGUUGUUGGUUUAACUUCUAACGUUUAGCAGAACUACAUUGACUUUAGCUAGCUAGCUUUUAACACUAAACGAAACCACAAUCUAACGUUAUACGAAUUGCGAAAGAUAAUGUGUUAGCUGGCCAAGAAGUUCUUGAGACCAGUUAUGAUUCCCCUUCUGCUUUUACAAACUCGCAAGAUUACGGCAAAAUUAGCUCGUCAAAAUCUUCAAAGAGUCUUUGACACGUUACCUGGAGGACAGGUAAAUCUGACAGAAAAGGUCGUUUGUCAAUCCUACGGAUUAUCUAAACUACCUCAAGGACAGGUACAUUUUACAGGCACGCAAACUGUUAGCUGCUCUGAGACGGAUAUCCACGUUGUCGAAGUCGAGGCCAGUAUGGAGCGUGACUGUGACCACCUGCCUGCACAUGCACCUAAUGCACUGGUGGAUAUAACCACUGAAGAGGACUGCUUGCAAUCUCGACCAUGUUGCAAAGCACGCAUCGAUCCUGAGCCUUCAGACUCAAAGAAGAGGGAACGGAGGAAACCCAAGAAAGCCAGAGUAAGAGGCCGGAAGCCGAAAGCAAAGUCGUUGGAAUGUGCCGACAGCCUUCUCCAAGAGCUUCCAUUUGCCAACGCCGAAACAUGGAAGGAUCUUGGCUUUAUGACCUCGGAGAAGCCCUCAGAGAAGAAGCGAAAGAGAGGAGACAGCGGGCGAGGGGAGAGUGAGGAGGACGGAGAUAAGAAGAAGAAGAAAAAACAGCCGCGCCCAAACUACUUUGUCUCCAUCCCCAUCACUAACCCAAAGAUCAGGGAUGGGAUCCAGGCGGUCCAGGACCUGGUGCUGCAGAAGGACGAGCAAUACUCCCGUGCCCUCAUCCCCGUGGGCAGCCUCCACAUCACCCUGCUGGUGACCUACUUGAGCAACGAAGAGGAAGUCGAAGCGGCGAGGCGUGCGGUGGCCGAAAUGGAGCAGACGUUUCGGGACCUCCUGCAGGGGCGGGAGCUGGUCCUGCCCUUCUUCGGCAUCGGAAACUUCCGGAACGAGGUGGCCUUCGUCCAGCUGGCCGAGGGUGCCCACGUCUCCACGCUGACGGAGGUGGCAGAGGCGGUGAGGAAGGUGUUCGAGGAGAGGGGAGUCUCGUCCGGCGACGGCAAAGCCUUCAAGCCUCACCUGACCUUCAUGAAGCUCUCCCGAGCCCCGAAACUGCGGAGCAAGGGCAUAAGGAAGAUCGACCCUGAAGCCUACGAGAGCUUCCUCCAGCACAGCUUCGGAGAGGAGACCGUUUCCAGGCUAGACCUCUGCUCAAUGUUGAAGAAAAAGACUCCGGAUGGGUACUACCACUGUGAGACCUCCGUAACAUUUGGGAGGGAUUCUGCUGUCCUGACAGUGGUAGGCAAGUCAUUCCACCACUGAGGAACCAGAACAGAAAACAGGCGUGAACGUGCAGCUCGACCGCCAGGUGCACGUAGAGAGGGAACCAUAAGGCGACCAGAGCUGGCAGACCGGAGUGGUCUAGCUGGGGAGUAGGGAGUGAUCAAGGAUUGUAUGCAAGCGGGGUGACAUGAGCCGACCUGGGCUGACUGGUGAUCAGGCGGGCUGCAGCAUUCUGGACCAGCUGGAGGGGCUUGAUGGCACAUGCUGGGAGACCGGCUAGGAGGGAGCUGCAGUAAUCCAGGCGGGAAAUGACGAGCGCCUGUACUAGGAGCUGGGUGGCUUUCUCCGUCAGGAGAUGACGGAUAAGGCGUAUAUUAUACAUAAAGAACCUGCAGGUUCUGGCAGAUACUUGUGGAGCCAGAGUGAGGCAGUUAUCAAGAGUCAACCCAGGAUUCUUUGCCGUACGGGAGGAGGAAACUACAAAGUCCUCAACAGUCAGUGAGAGGUCGAUUGACGGAGAAGACUUAGCAGGGAUGUAGAGAAGCUCAGUUCUGGCAAGGUUGAGUUCAGGUGGUGGGAAGUCAUCCAUGCAGAGAGAUCAGCCAAGCAGGCAGAGAUCUGUGUGGUGACCUGGGUGUCGGGGGGGGAAGGAAAUAAAGAGUUGGAUCAUCACCCCCCUAGUGUAAUUAGAGCUGCUCCUGGUGUAAUUAUGCUUGUUGUGGAUACCUGUGCAUGCUUGUUCAGCCCAGUUUAAACCCGGAAAAGGGGUUCCUUUAAAACAAGAAGCUUAAUUUAUACUGCUCCUGUAAUUGCUAAUGAAGUAUGGCAGCUUGCACAGUCAUUGUGUCAGGGUGCAAUGAUGUGCAUUUAUUUGACCACAGGGGCAGUAUUUUUCAGAAGAGUAUAGAUCGGGGGUGUCCGAUCUUGUCCGAAAAGGGCUGAUGUGUGUGCAAUUUUAGUUUUAGCCCAGCGCAGUGAUCAACGAAUGAAUUAAUGAACCAUGGUCUUCAAUCAAGACCUUGAUGAGGAGAAUCGGGUGGAAUGCUAAAAACAAAAACAAAAACCUGCACCCACACUGGCCCUUUUGGACUAGAUUAGACACGCCUGAUUUUGCUUCUGUACUGCUUUUCGUCAGGUGUACCAGGAGCAUCUGUUGAAAUGUAAACGGCAAAAAGUGUCUGAAAGCAUGUGUUUAAUAAAUAGCUAGGUUUAGCAAAUUAAGACAUUUGAGAGACAUUUUGCUUAUUGUCUUAUGUAAACGAAUGUAAAAAAAAAAUCAAGAAGUCGAUUGAAAGUCAAUUAGGAAUUUGUCAUAGAACUUCAUGGGCAUUUUCAUUUCAUUAAUCCAUUUUCGGUUUAUUUCAUGAAUUGCAAAAAAGGUCCAAAACAAUGCAUAGUAAAUAUGAUAGAUGAAGUAAUUGUUUGUUUGAAAGCAAUGGUACAUUUGAAUAAUGCUUGGAAAGUGCAGAUGCUUUGAGAUAAAAAUAUAUGUUUCUGGGAAGGUAAAUCUAAAAAUGUGGGGUUCAAUUCAAAUAAUAUCAGCCCUAAGCCCCCAAAUAGCAUAUGAGGUAAAUUACUCCCUAGUAGGAGAAAAACCCUCAAACAGGGUUGAAAUUGGAGUGUAAGAACUGGAGAUUGAUGGUGUAAGAAGUAAAUAAUGAAAUAUCACUGAGAAACCUUUUACAGCAUUGGAAUGUAUAGUUUAGAAGUUGUGUGUUGCAUAGAUACAGCUGAAGCUACUAAUUACAAAUUGGUUUCUA